CGCUCUAUAAAACGAGAGUAAGUUUUAUCAUCUCGAAAACCAUCUACAUUUCAACACAUUUUCAUUCAGCAACCAUCCUUAUUCAUGGCCGAACGACGUGUAGGAACCAUGAGGUCUAGGUCUUCAUCCCCGGAGUAUGAUUCUCCUCAGCUCCCCAUUCAUAUAGAGUUUGAGGAAGGGAAGUUGUUUGAUUGCAGGUACUGUGCCAGAAAAUUCCCAAAUAAGCAAGCGUUAGGAGGUCAUCAAAAUGCUCACAAAUUUGAGAGGUCUGUUGAGAACCAGGUUGCCAAUAUCAACAACAACAACGUCAUCAAUCCUACUCCUCCUCCUGCCGAUUUUGUGAGCAGGCCAACUUUUGGCCCGUUUAUGCAGUCACACGGGCUUGUACCUUCUUUUAUAGGUACCGCUCUCGGCCCAUACAACCUGUCGCAGGCUGCACCGGCCUUUGCUGGUGUUCAAGGAUGGCCCGUGCCUUCUUCUUCUUCUUCCUCAAGCCCUACCGCUGCAAUCACUACAAAUCCUCCUCCAAUUAACAACCUGCUUGCUAUAUUUUGCUCUGUUGGAAACAAUGUGGGCAAAGUGGAUGAGACACGGGAGGAAGAUGCUGGAUUGGAUCUGUCCCUCAAGCUCUAA
This is a messenger RNA of Oldenlandia corymbosa var. corymbosa, 633 nucleotides long. Lineage: Eukaryota; Viridiplantae; Streptophyta; Magnoliopsida; Gentianales; Rubiaceae. The record is from the annotation of a GenBank genome assembly.